GAGGGCAGGGGAUUCGCCACUAGCACCACCGCCUCCAGAGUUUCUCUUGUGGAUGCACAGCCCCAGUGACUCCGCUCCUCCCGGCGCAGAGGGGCUCCAAGAGGCCGGAGGAGCGCACUCGGGACGGGAUUUCCGAGGAAAGGGAGAGGAAGGGCGCCCCACCCGCUCUAGAGGGGUUCAGUGAACGAUGAAGGGCCGGCGGCGGCGGCGGCGCCGAGAGUACUGCAAGUUCGCGCUGCUGUUGGUGCUGUACACGCUGGUGCUGCUGCUCGUCCCCUCUGUCCUGGACGGCGGCCGCGACGGGGACAAGGGCGCUGGGCACUGCCCGGGCCUGCAGCGCAGCCUGGGAGUGUGGAGCCUGGAGGCGGCGGCGGCGGGCGAGCGCGAGCAGGGCGCCGAGGAGCGGCCCGCCGCGGAGGAGGACGCGGGCCGGUACCCCAGGUCCCGGGGCAACCUCAACGGCGCCGUCGGGGAGGCGGCGUCUCGCGAAAAGCAACACAUCUAUGUGCACGCCACCUGGCGCACGGGCUCGUCGUUCCUGGGCGAGCUCUUUAACCAGCACCCGGACGUUUUCUACUUGUAUGAGCCCAUGUGGCAUCUGUGGCAGGCGCUGUAUCCGGGAGACGCCGAGAGCCUGCAGGGCGCGCUGCGCGACAUGCUGCGCUCGCUCUUCCGCUGCGACUUCUCGGUGCUGCAGCUGUACGCGCCGCCGGGGGAUUCCGCCGCGCGCGCCCCGGACGCGGCCAAUCUCACCACAGCCGCCCUCUUUCGCUGGCGGACCAACAAGGUCAUCUGCUCGCCGCCGCUGUGCCCCGGCGCGCCCCGGGCCCGCGCCGAGGUCGGCCUCGUCGAGGACGCCGCCUGCGAGCGCAGCUGCCCACCCGUGGCUCUCCGCGCCCUGGAGGCUGAGUGCCGCAAGUAUCCGGUGGUGGUCAUCAAGGACGUGCGCCUCCUCGACCUGGGCGUGCUGGUGCCCCUGCUGCGCGACCCCGGCCUCAACCUGAAGGUGGUGCAGCUUUUCCGCGACCCGCGGGCCGUGCACAACUCGCGCCUCAAGUCUCGGCAGGGGCUGCUGCGCGAGAGCAUCCAAGUGCUGCGCACCCGCCAGAGGGGCGACCGCUUCCACCGCGUGCUGCUGGCGCACGGCAUGGGCGCUCGACCCGGGGGCCCGUCCCGCGCACUGCCCGCCGCCCCGCGCGCCGACUUCUUCCUGACCGGCGCGCUCGAGGUGAUCUGCGAAGCCUGGUUGCGCGACCUGCUGUUCGCGCGCGGCGCGCCAGCGUGGCUACGGCGCCGCUACCUGAGGCUGCGCUACGAGGACCUGGUGCGGCAGCCGCGCGCCCAGCUGCGCCGCCUGCAGCGCUUCGCAGGGCUGCGCGCGCUCGCCGCGCUCGACGCCUUCGCGCUCAACAUGACGCGCGGCGCGGCCUACGGCGCGGACCGGCCCUUCCACCUGUCGGCGCGCGAUGCCCGCGAGGCCGUGCACGCCUGGCGCGAGCGCCUGAGCCGAGAGCAGGUGCGCCAGGUGGAGGCCGCAUGCGCCCCAGCCAUGCGCCUGCUGGCUUACCCUCGCAGCUGGGAAGACGGCAACGCCGAGCCGUCCGAGGACGAGGAGACGCCGUUGGAGACGGGGGCCGACGGCGCCACGUAGCCCCGCUCCCGCGCGCCCGGGACGGAUCCGGGUCAGUCACCACGAACCAGGCCACUCAGCACGUUGUCCCAGCAUUGGAGAAGCCAUGCUGUGGAGGCAGUCUAUCACUGUCAGAGACUGGGGCUUGACUUGGUACCAACUGCUGUGCUAUUCUGCGGAGCAGGAAUAUUAUGAGCUGUUAAAUAAUGACUGACACAUUGGUUGAAAUGAAGUUUCCAGUAAGGAAGUGACAGUGCAAUGUGGAUAAUUAUGGCAAUAAAAUAGGAAGAGCUUUAGUUCCCAGCCUGACCCUGCCUCUGCUGGAGCCAUGUCAACAAGGCGUUCUCAGAACAAAGAAGAGACGUGAUUUGGUACCAUUUCCCAUCAGCAGGUGUCUGGACAAAACAUCAAUGUGAAUAAGGUUCAAGUGCAGUCCUGUGUAUCUUGAUUAAAUUACUUAAUAUUAAAUAAAAGGUCUGGGUGGUAUUUUUUAAAAUCUGACUCAUCCAGCUCUAAUUCAAAUAGCUCCCCUCACCCCGACCCUUGAAUGGAGUUUUAAAAAGUAAUUUCUCUCCCUGCGGUGGGAGAACCCUAAAGAACUGAAAGAAAUUUUUGCUUUUAAAUUGUUCUAUCUGAUGUUUUUGUAAAUUAUAUUAUUAAAUGACUCUGGAGUCACUGUUAAUGACAA
Molecule: messenger RNA, 2318 nt
Organism: Delphinapterus leucas (beluga whale)
Lineage: Eukaryota; Metazoa; Chordata; Mammalia; Artiodactyla; Monodontidae
Gene: CHST7
Product: carbohydrate sulfotransferase 7
Biological process (GO): carbohydrate metabolic process; N-acetylglucosamine metabolic process
Cellular component (GO): Golgi membrane
Molecular function (GO): chondroitin 6-sulfotransferase activity; N-acetylglucosamine 6-O-sulfotransferase activity
Source: RefSeq, a predicted model, not a curated record